Chaetomium fimeti is the source of this 1485-nucleotide messenger RNA. RefSeq lists its product as uncharacterized. Lineage: Eukaryota; Fungi; Ascomycota; Sordariomycetes; Sordariales; Chaetomiaceae. The transcript has 2 exons. The record is from RefSeq and is a predicted model, not a curated record. The coding region runs from base 365 to 1369 and encodes 334 amino acids.
GGAGCCGAGAGCUCAAACGGAACGCCCGUCAUCAACCAUGAUGAUCAUGGCCCAAGCAGAUCUGUACAGAUUAAGCUCGACGGGUCACAGUUCAGCGACGUCUCGGUCUUCCACUCACCGCAAGCAUCACACAUGCAUGGAGUCAGGAGAGACGGGAUGGGCAGGACGGGCAGGGCAGCACGGACGAGAGGGUGAGACACACAGGACUGAAAAAGAAGGAGAUCCGCGACUGAGUAGAUCUCAAUGUCCAAUAUUUUUCACUUAAAAACCGCUGGUCGUGUCGCUGCUCGCUUGAUUACAUUCCUCUUCUUCAAUCCAUCUUCAAUUCAUCUUUAACUAUCACCUAAGUCGAACUCUCUUCAAGAUGGUCAGGUACGCUCUUGUUGCCUCGUGCAUCGGCUUGGCCGCGGCCAUGCCUCUCAACCUCGGGGUUCCGACACCAACCCCGGCCGCAGGCGCCGUCAACUCCCCCUUUGGUGAAGACACACCUGCACCCGCAGUCCCGUCCGUGCCGUCCGUACCGGUGGCCAAGCCUGCCGUGCUCCCCAAGCGCGAUGACACCCCCGCUGUCCCAUCAGUGCCCGUACCGGAGCCUUCGGUGCCCGCGGUCGAGCCUGCCGUACUCCCCAACCGCAAGGACACCCCCGCCGUCCCGUCAGUCCCGGUGCCGGAGCCGUCUGUACCAGAGCCUUCGGUGCCCGCGGUCAAGCCUGCCGUACUCCCCAAGCGCGAUGACACCCCCGCCGUCCCGUCCGUCCCGUCUGUCCCGGUGCCGGAGCCUUCGGUACCCGCGGUCAAGCCUGCCGUGCUCCCUAACCGCGAGGGCACCCCCGCCGUCCCGUCCGUCCCGUCUAUCCCGGUGCCGGAGCCUUCGGUGCCCGCGGUCAAGCCUGCCGUACUCCCCAAGCGCGAGGACCUUCCCGCACCCCCCGUCCCGUCAGUCCCGGUGCCGGAGCCGUCGGUGCCCGCGGUCAAGCCUGCCGUACUCCCCAAGCGCGAGGACACCCCCGCUGUCCCGUCCGUCCCAUCAGUGCCCGUACCGGAGCCUUCGGUGCCCGCGGUCAAGCCUGCCGUACUCCCCAAUCGCGAGGACCGCCCCGCACCCCCCACCCCGUCCGUGGCCGUGCCUGCCGUCCCCAAGCGCGACGGCAGCGCCUUGGACAAGGGCAUCCCGAAGGUGGACGGUGACGCGAUCGCUGUCGUGGGUUGCAAGGGGCUUGCUGAUGUACCCACGCCUGAUCCAGUGGAUGGUAAGGGUUGCGGGUCGGAGAGUGGGGAAGAGAGCGAUGGGGAAUCCUCCGAGAGCGAUGGGGAGUCCUCUGAGAGCGAUGAGGAUUCCGGGGAGGAGAGUGAUGAGGAGUCAGGGUGAUGAUUAGAGGGUGUGUGGUUUGUCCGGUUGUUUUUUUUUACUUCGAUCGGCUGUGUUCAGGUUUAAUUAGAUGUUUCUAAUAUAUGUUCUGCUUUGGUUCGGCCAGUCUGAAUUGC